Xylaria bambusicola is the source of this 2709-nucleotide messenger RNA. RefSeq lists its product as uncharacterized. The record is from RefSeq and is a predicted model, not a curated record. Bases 130 to 2049 code for a protein of 639 amino acids. Lineage: Eukaryota; Fungi; Ascomycota; Sordariomycetes; Xylariales; Xylariaceae. Gene Ontology annotation, molecular function: nucleic acid binding; zinc ion binding. The transcript has a single exon.
GGGAUCGCCACCUGCAUUUGGCCCUACUAGCCCAGGUUACCUGGUUUGAAAGAGCCGCAAUACCUACCUAAGGUUGCCUGCGCAUCAACUUGAUGAAUUGCAGGUAUACACAUCGUGUUGCGAACCCUAAUGGACCACCCCCCCGCGCCAGUUGGCUCAUCAAGAGACAGUCCAGCUCCGUCGAAGCGCGCUCGUGACUAUGGUGAAGAGCUGAAAGGCCUCAGCCCUGUGGCUGACGAAGGCAGCCCCGAGGAGUCAUUGCUUGCCUUCAAGAAACGAAGAUUGGCUUAUGACGGUGAUGCCAGUGGAAGCGACUCGGAAAGCUUAGACGACGGUGAAAUAGUGGAAUCACCAUCGGCUUCUCACGUUGCUUCACUACUUAACACCGCGCUUCCCCCUGGAACGCAUCUCGGGCCGGAGCCUUCGAACACAUUGAAUGUCUUAACCGAGGCGUCUCCUGCCCUCCUAGGGUCAAAACAAGACUCAAGUCGGAUCUCAGAAGCCAGCAAUGACAAGAACUCUGGGGGAGGAAAAGAAAACAGAGACACAUCUUUGGUGCCCAGCAAUCACAUACCGCCUUCUCUCCCCGGUUGGAAUCAUGGUAUUCCGUUAGGAACACGAACAACGUUUGCUACCAAGCCUGCGAUCUCUUCUCUUCGGACCUCGCCCACUGCAGUUACAAUACCAGACCAGGACCAGGACCAGCAGACUAUAAAGGAGAAGAAACGUGUUCGAUCACGCGAUCGCGUAACCUCAUUUGAGGCGAGCAACGCCACAUGGAAUUUCCCACUUGACUCCCCACAGGUUUCCACACCCAACAGCAAUCUUGAAGAUGAAGGUUUUUGGACUUUGCUUCUGAAGAGCUGGGUUGCUAAGUUAAUACAAGCAAAUGACAAAGUAGUGACUCACAAAGUGGUGCGAUCGGGGUGGUCACUAUAUUUCACCAAGAGGAUGGGGUACCUACAGGGCACAAAGAAACAAAUCAUUGCCGUGCGACUGGCCGCCCAAAACUUCAUGACUUCUCUUGAUAAGAACAAGAUUGAAGCCAUGCUAGCGGACGCGCGGCAGAUCAGCAGUGCAAAGCAUACAGUUGAAAUUGUUGAUACGAUGGACUCAGUGCCGUCUAACCGUGACGAAGACCCCACCCGCCAGUUCCAGCACAUUUCAAAUACCGAUGAUUCGGCUCAGCACCGUUCAUCAAGCACGGGAUCCAGGCACACCAUCCAGGACCAUGCCGAGCCAAGCUGCCGAUUCUGCAAUCGGGGAGGCCAUAACACCUUUGGCUGUCCGACACGGCGCAGAUGCGACAAAUGUCAUCAAGUUGGACACGGCGUCGAUGAAUGCCAAGAGAAACUCGCUUUAGCCACCGAUGAGCUAGGCGGGUGUGCGUUCUGUAACGCGGACCACUAUGAUCAGGACUGUUUAGAGAUCUGGACAAGCUUCAGACCUUCAGAUGCCAAUAUCAAAAGAGUGAAGAACAUCCCGGCGUUCUGCUAUGUAUGUGGUGGUGAAAAUCAUUACGGCUCUGAAUGCUCGCUUGCCAAUAAUGGCGGCAAAGCAACUGGUCAUACAACAUGGUCCAAAGAGAUUCGAGAUCUUUAUGUCGACCCAGAGUGCGAUGACGUUGCAAUAGCCUGGGCUGAUGCUGAUCUAGAGCAGCUUACGAGGAAAGGGUUCCAUAUUCGUGGACGGGCGACUAGAAAGAACCAUACAUAUUUUGUUUCGAGCGAGUCAGAAGACGAUCUCAUUCAUGCGCCCGUUGCUAAACCUCAGGCCCGGGGCGCAAUCAAAAUCGCUAGUAACAUCGGUGCUACGAAUGGCAAUUCACGUGGACGAGAUAACAGUCAUAAUUGGCAACCGCCUCUACCCCCGGGCCCCCCUCCGCCUCUUGUCGAAAGUGAGCAAAGAAGAUCGUUUCCACCCCCGUCUUCGGGAACCAUGCCAUACCAAGCUCAAACUUUUGCUCACGGUAAACAACAUGGGCGCGGGCGCGGCGGGUUUCACGGCCGCGGUCGGGGUCGAGGCAGAGGCAGAUCAAACAUGUACUAGAUAACCCUGCGUCCAAACGCCUUACUACCUCCAAUGCAGCAACAUAUCAUACCUACAAAUGUGAACGGUCGAAACUAGUCCAGUUGAUGAAGACUAUCAAGCUUCUAGAACUAAUGAGGAGGCUCAAUUCGCUCGGACUCACAGCCUUCAGCACAGUCGCUCACAGUUGCAUCAUUCCUCUCAUUUGUCUAAUGAGAAGAAAAGAAGUAUAAAGGUAUAUGAAUCUAGACGCUGAACGGCCAGUCGCUUCACCCAGGGGCAUGCAAACCCCAACACGCUACCUAGUAAGUGCUGGUAGUGGCUCCUCCAUGGGCCAUUCCAUGACCUUGUACAUAUUCGACUGUUAGGCGUUCUACCCUAUCUAAAUCUACUGCUCGUUUAAUUAAAUAGGAUUGAAAGGUACCUACCUACCUAGGUAGAAAGUUUUAAAGGCUAAUCUCGCCCGCCCACACGCGCGGCCUGAUGCCAACUCGGAUUGCAGUCUAUUGAAUCGUUACGAGUAAGCCUUGCGAAGAUUGAUAUAGAGUCUAGCAAUGUAAACCCUGGCGGUAACUACAUAUUACACACUCAAGGGCCCCCUUAAGAGGUACCUAGGUACAUAUCUAGGUAGGUACAUACAAUACCAAGGAGAAGAAAAAGUGGUCCUCAGCACAGACAAGC